Molecule: messenger RNA, 2475 nt
Organism: Tinamus guttatus (white-throated tinamou)
Lineage: Eukaryota; Metazoa; Chordata; Aves; Tinamiformes; Tinamidae
Gene: MLH1
Product: mutL homolog 1
Biological process (GO): somatic hypermutation of immunoglobulin genes; mismatch repair
Cellular component (GO): MutLalpha complex
Molecular function (GO): ATP binding; ATP-dependent DNA damage sensor activity; ATP hydrolysis activity
Source: RefSeq, a predicted model, not a curated record
AUGCCAAUUUUGCACGGUUCUGCAGAACCCGGUCACUGUGCCCUUGUGGUCGUGUGGAUCCUGUGGGCACUGGCCACACAUCCUGUGCCAGCUCCCUCUGAUAGCGCCGGAGGCUUUGGACUUUGGGGACUUUGGACUCUUGUGUCGCUUGGAGCAAGGUCUCUCUGCAGGAGGAAGCGGCCCGCCAACGCCGUCAAGGAGAUGCUGGAGAACUGUUUGGAUGCUAAAUCUAGCAGUAUCCAGGUGGUAGUUAAGGAGGGAGGCCUGAAGCUCAUCCAGAUCCAAGACAACGGCUGUGGUAUCAGAAAGGAAGAUCUGGACAUUGUAUGUGAGCGAUUUACUACCAGUAAACUGCAAAAGUUUGAAGACUUGGCCAGUAUUUCUACAUAUGGUUUUAGGGGUGAGGCAUUGGCUAGCAUAAGUCACGUUGCCCACGUUACAGUAACGACCAAGACAGCGGAUGCAAAGUGUGCGUACAGAGCUACUUACAGUGAUGGAAAAAUUAAAGCCCCUCCAAAACCCUGUGCGGGAAACCAAGGGACUCAGAUCACGGUUGAAGAUCUUUUUUAUAAUGUGAAUACAAGGAGGAAAGCUUUAAAAAAUCCAAGUGAAGAGUAUGCAAAAAUACUUGAAGUUGUUAGCAGGUAUGCCGUCCAUAACUCAGGCAUCAGCUUUUCAGUUAAAAAGCAAGGUGAUACUAUGUCAGAUGUUAGAACCUUAUCAAAUGCCUCAACAGUGGAUAAUAUCAGGUCCAUCUUUGGAAAUGCUGUUAGUAGAGAACUGAUAGAAGUGGGCUGUGAAGAUGCAAGCUUGGCCUUUAAAAUGAAGGGUUACAUAACGAAUGCAAACUACUCUGUGAAGAAAUGUAUAUUUUUACUCUUCAUAAACCAUCGACUGGUAGAGUCGACUGCUUUGCGGAAAGCCAUUGAAACUGUCUAUGCUGCCUACUUGCCAAAAAGUACACACCCGUUCCUGUACUUAAGCCUGGAAAUAGCUCCUCAGAAUGUAGAUGUGAACGUGCAUCCUACGAAGCACGAAGUCCAUUUUCUUCACGAGGACAGUAUUCUAGAGCGUGUGCAGCAGCACAUAGAGAGCAAGUUACUGGGCUCUAAUUCUUCCAGGAUGUACUUCACCCAGACGUUGCUUCCAGGGGCCGACUGCUCUUCCAGCGAGGUUGUGAAAUCAGCAGCAAACUCUGCGGCAGUUACCAAAGGAGCGGGUGAUAAAGUUUACGCGCACCAGAUGGUCCGCACGGACUCCAAAGAGCAAAAGCUGGAUGCUUUCCUUCAGCCGGCCAGCAAGGCCCCAAGCACCAGCCCCGCGGAGGCGAGAGCCGGGGCAGGAGCAGGGCUCCCGGAGAGCGCAGCUGGGCCCCGGGAUGCGGAGAUGGAAGAUGUCAGUGCUGUAGCUGAAGUCGCCGCUGCUCAGAGGAGCCCGGGGCCGGCAGGGGGCCGGAGCAAGAGCCCAGGCGGGUCUCCUGAAGCGGUGCCGCCUCGAAAGAGACCACGUGAAGAUACUGACGUGGAAAUGGAGACAGAUGAUAACAGAAAGGAAAUGACAGCUGCCUGCACCCCCCGAAGGAGAAUUAUUAACUUGACCAGUGUAUUGACUCUCCAGGAGGAAAUUAGUAACCAGGCACAUGCAGGUCUUCAGGAGAUGCUACACGAUCACUCCUUUGUUGGCUGUGUCAGUCCUCAGUGGGCUCUGGCACAGUACCAGACAAAACUGUAUCUUCUCAAUACAACCAAACUCAGCCAAGAACUCUUCUACCAGAUACUUAUUUAUGACUUUGCAAACUUUGGCAUCUUAAGGCUGUCUGAGCCAGCUCCUUUAUUUGAGCUUGCCCUGCUUGCUUUAGAGGACCCUGAGAGUGGCUGGACAGAAGAAGAUGGCCCCAAGGAAGGGCUCGCCGAGUACAUUGUUGAAUUUCUGAAGAAGAAGACUGAAAUGCUGAAAGAUUAUUUCUCUCUUGAAAUUGAUGAGGAAGGAAACCUUAUGGGAUUACCGCUGCUGCUAGACAACUAUGUCCCCCCUCUGGAAGGGCUGCCCAUGUUUAUCCUUCGCCUGGCCACAGAGGUAAACUGGGAUGAAGAAAAGGAGUGUUUUGAAAGCUUAAGUAAAGAAUUAUCCAUGUUCUACUCCAUUAGAAAGCAGUACAUAAUAGAUGACACCAACCUGACAAGCUCUCAGGCUGAAGAUUCUGACUCCGGCUCAACGGGCUGGAAGUGGGCAGUGGAACACAUAAUUUUCAAGGCUUCCAGGACUCAUCUGCUGCCUCCUAAGCACCUUGCAGAAGAUGGCAACAUCCUGCAGCUCGCUAACCUGCCUGACCUGUAUAAAGUUUUUGAGAGAUGUUGAGCAAGUAGCUAGACGGACUUGUGCAUAUGUAAAAAGCAUUCAUUUUGUAUUCUAUUUAUUUAGUAAAGGACAAAACUGGAAUCUCAACUGGCAAAAAAAGGAUUUAAUAUCAGACUA